AUGUCAUUACAAAACAAUGAAAAUAUAAAAAUAUUUGAAAAAGAAUUAUUUGAAAAAAUAUGUGCUUCUAUUGGAUUUGAAGAACAAAAUGAAUCUGAAAAAACAUUAAAAAAUUUAUUAACAAAUAAUGUUUUAAAAAUGAAAGAUUCACAAGGGAGAUCAUUAUUAAUGUUUGCAUGUAUGUCAGAUAAACCUAAAAUUGCUAACAUUCUUCUUAAAAAAGGAUUAAAACUUGAAGAAAAGGAUAUUUCAGAAAGAACUUUAUUACAUUGGGCUGUUAAAUGUAAUAGUAUAAAAAUAAUAAAAUGGUUAUUACAAUUACCUAUAAAUGAAAAUUUUAUAUUAUUAAAAGAUAUUCAAGGAGUAACAUCAAUUCAUAUAGCUGCUACUAAAUCAUCAUCAAAAAUAUUACGCCUAUUACUUAGUGUAUUAACAAAAAAUGAAAAUUUAUUGUCAAAAAUAUUAGAUUCACAAAAUAGAAUACCAUUACAUUAUGCUGCAUCAUUUGGUAGUAUUGAAUGUGUUGAAGAAUUUAUGGAUGAAUCUUUAAAUUUACCUGUUAGUCUUCGUGAUGUUUAUGGUAAUACUCCUUUAAUGUUAGCAUGUGGUAAUAAUUAUGCUUCAGAAGUUAUACGAUGUUUAUCAAAUAAAAAAUCUGUCUCUGUUACUUCAAGAAAUGGAUAUGGAAUGUCACCAUUACAUAUAGGUGUUCUUACUAAUAAUAUUAAUGGUGUUAAAAUAUUAUUACAAGAAUGUAAAAUUUCAACUGAAAUUUAUGAUGAUGAUGCUAGAACACCAUUACAUUAUGCAGCACAAAAUGGUAGAGUUGAAAUUGUUGAAUUAUUACUAGAAGCUGGUGCAAGAUAUAAUGCUGUUGAUGCUUAUGGUGCUACACCAGCACAUUAUGCUGCUGAAAUUAGUUGGCCAAUAUUACAAUCUCUUCUGAUAAAAAAUAAUCAUUCAGAUGUAAUUGAUAAAGAAGGAAGAACACCAUUUAUGUGGAGUGUUAUUUCUGGAAAUGAAAAUAUUGUAAUAAAUAUGUUAAGAAAUUUUAAUAUAUCACGUAAUAGUAAAGAUAAUCAAAAGUCAACAGCACUUCAUCUUGCUGCAUUAACUGGUAACUCAUCAAUGUGUAAAAUGUUAAUUCAACAAGGUUGGAUGUUAACAGCUGAAGAUGAAGUUGGAGCAACACCAUUACAUAUAGCAGCUGGAAAAGGAUUUACAUAUUUAGUAGAUAUUUUUUCAACUACUGAUGAUAUAAUUAGAAAAGUUGAUAUAGCACAAAGAACAGCCCUUUAUUAUGCAGCAUUAGGUGGACAAGCACAUACAUUAAAUGUUAUGAUAUCAGAUCUUGGUUUUGAUGCAAAUGUUCAAGAUAUACAUGGUAGAACACCACUUCAUGCUGCAGCAUAUAGUGGUUUUGUUGCAUGUAUUCAAAAAUUAAUAGACCAUGGAGUUGAUGUUAAUGCAAUUGAUAGAGAUGAAGAAACACCAUUACAUGUGGCUUGUUCUCGUGGUAAAGAAGAAAUAGUUUAUAUUUUAGAAAAUGCUGGAGCUAAUGUUAAUGCAUAUUCUAAUAUUACAAAAGCAACACCAAUAUCUUAUGCUAUAUCUAAUAAGCAUAUAAAAAUUGUUGAAUUUCUAAAAGAGAAAGGUGCAAUAAUUGAUGAAAAAUUGUUAAUUUAA
Strongyloides ratti is the source of this 1686-nucleotide messenger RNA. Its product is annotated as Inversin. The coding region runs from base 1 to 1686 and encodes 561 amino acids. The transcript has a single exon. Gene Ontology annotation, molecular function: protein binding. The record is from RefSeq and is a predicted model, not a curated record. Lineage: Eukaryota; Metazoa; Nematoda; Chromadorea; Rhabditida; Strongyloididae.